Molecule: messenger RNA, 1898 nt
Organism: Ananas comosus (pineapple)
Lineage: Eukaryota; Viridiplantae; Streptophyta; Magnoliopsida; Poales; Bromeliaceae
Product: phosphoribosylamine--glycine ligase
Exons: 5
Coding region: 136-1758 (540 amino acids)
Biological process (GO): purine nucleobase biosynthetic process
Molecular function (GO): metal ion binding; phosphoribosylamine-glycine ligase activity; ATP binding
Source: RefSeq, a predicted model, not a curated record
CCUAAAUUCUCCCAUAAAAAACCCACCCCACCUCCCCACUUUAUCUCCUCUCUCUCUCUCUCUCUCUCUCUCUCUCUCUCUCCUCGCAUCGUCUCUCUCUCUCUCCUCGCCGUAAUCUCAGAGGAUUCAGUAUCAAUGGCUUGUACUGCAUAUAGUGUCGGAAAUUCGCCGAGAUUGGCGGGAACUCGAGCCACUAGGGCUUUUUUCAAGUAUAAUAUCAAUGGUGGAUCGAGUUCUUCGGUCUCUUUUACCGGUUAUCGGACAUGGAACACCCUAUCCUCUUCCUACUUGAAAGAGUGUUAUGUGUCGUCUCGUUGGAACUUCGUCGUAAGGGCUUCGAGGAAUGGCGGACAGCGUUCUGGGGAAUCCGUGCUUUCGGAUAAAGGCAAUGGCAAUGCGAAGGAUUCCGAAGAGAGAGUGGUGGUGUUGGUCAUCGGCGGCGGCGGAAGGGAGCACGCUCUCUGCUACGCCCUGCAGCGCUCCCCGUCGUGCGACGCGGUAUUUUGCGCGCCGGGCAACGCGGGGAUCGCCCAAUCCGGGAGCGCGACCUGUAUCUCCGACCUGGAUAUUGCCGACAGCGCGGCUGUGAUCACGUUCUGCCGCACCUGGGGAGUUGGGCUCGUGGUGGUUGGCCCGGAGGCCCCUCUAGUCGCGGGCCUCACGAACGAGCUUGUUAAGGCCGGGAUCCCCACCUUCGGCCCAUCAUCGGAGGCUGCGGCACUUGAAGGUUCGAAGGACUUCAUGAAGAAGCUGUGCGACAAAUACGGAAUCCCUACAGCAAAGUAUCGCACAUUCACGAACCCUUCUGAAGCAAAACAAUACGUCGCCGAACAAGGAGCCCCAAUUGUCAUAAAAGCCGACGGAUUAGCCGCCGGGAAAGGCGUCAUCGUUGCAAUGACUUUAGACGAAGCCUAUGAAGCCAUCGACUCGAUUCUCGUCAACAAUGCGUUCGGCUCGGCCGGUUCGAGAAUCAUCGUCGAGGAAUUCCUCGAGGGCGAGGAAGCUUCUUUCUUCGCUCUGGUCGACGGGGAAACCGCUUUACCUCUCGAGUCCGCGCAAGACCACAAAAGGGUCGGCGACGGCGAUAUCGGUCCGAACACGGGGGGGAUGGGCGCGUACUCUCCCGCGCCGAUAUUGACGAGGGAGCUCCAAUCGGUAGUUAUGGAGACGAUUAUACUUCCGACGGUGAGAGGCAUGGCGGCCGAGGACUGUAAGUUUGUUGGCGUGUUGUACGCCGGGCUCAUGAUCGAGCGGGAAUCCGGGUUGCCGAAGCUCAUCGAGUACAACGUGCGGUUCGGCGAUCCGGAAUGCCAGGUUCUAAUGAUGCGGUUAGAAUCCGAUCUAGCGAAGGUUCUCCUCGCGGCUUGCAGAGGGGAGCUCGGCGACGUCUCGCUGAAAUGGUCGCCCGGAUCCGCGAUGGUGGUGGUAAUGGCGAGCCGGGGCUAUCCGGGCGCGUACAAAAAGGGCACCGUGAUACGAAACCUCGAGGAGGCCGAGUUGGUGUCUCCGGCGGUCAAAAUAUUCCAUGCAGGGACCGCGAUAGACUCGAACGGCGAAUUCGUCGCCACGGGGGGUCGCGUUCUCGGGGUUACUGCGAAGGGAAAGGAUUUAGAGGAAGCGGCGGCGCGAGCUUACGACGCGGUCGAAGCGAUCGAUUGGCCCGAAGGGUUCUACCGGCGGGAUAUCGGGUGGCGCGCGCUCAGGCGGAAGCAGAACACCGGUUUCGCCGCCGCCGCGGCGGCGAAAAAGAAUGCAUGAAAAUGUUAGUGAAAGCAUUGUAUGUGUGAGCAGAAGCAAUAACUGGGAAUGGUAUCAAUGGUUAUGGUACAAAUUUUUGUGAAACAUUGGCUCUUGAGUAUAAAUGAAAUGUUUAAGUUAUUGAGUGUUGUAGAUUUAAA